Messenger RNA from Scatophagus argus, 1282 nucleotides. RefSeq lists its product as uncharacterized. NCBI's taxonomy places the organism in Eukaryota, Metazoa, Chordata, Actinopteri, Scatophagidae. The transcript is spliced from 3 exons. The coding region runs from base 78 to 1028 and encodes 316 amino acids. The record is from RefSeq and is a predicted model, not a curated record.
UGUCUGUAAUUAGUAAAUCAAGCCAGGGUGAGGAUUUGGGCAGGCAGAGUUGCUGCAAAAGAAGUCAAGAGUGGCAAAUGCUUUCAGAAACUGUUUUUUUCCAUGAAGCUUAUGCUGACAUAGCUGCAGGGAUGUGUGUGCCUCUGGUGGUUUUUCUCAGCUCCGUUGUGCUUCGCUCUGUGUCAGCUGGAGGUGUAUAUUGUGCUAAAACAGCAAGAGCCCGUGCAGCUGCUUUGGGUUUGGAUUAUCCUGGAGUCCAUGGAGCUCCUGAUCUCCUUGGACCAGCUCAUCAUGGGAUGCACACAGACACAAUGCCAUUCAGCCCUCAGUCUUACAAUAGCAAUGACCUAGAACUGGCUGAGACUGAAUCACGUCUCAUCACGUCCUCCAGACAAAACCAACCUGGAAUGAGAUCCCUGGACGACAGAAGACGUAAACAAGCUCACCCCAGGGUUUCAGAAUCUACAUUUCUACUGCACCAUGGCCCUUACAAUCCAGUUCAAAGUGAAUACACCACCCACCGAGUGCUGAGACUUCCCAGGGGACAAUCAGUUAUUAACCGCAAGUCCAAUUUUGAGGAGGUCAAGCAUGUUGCCCCUCCAACUCUGACUGAAGCCGCAGGCCAGUCUGACCUUGUGAAUUGGAAUCCUCAAGGUCGCAACAAACCACUCUCAUUUGUCCACAAUGAGCAUGACCUUGUUGUUGAUGAGUCUGUCCCAAAUAGACGUGGCGUGUCUCUGAGUGGGCUCCCCCUGCCCCAAAGCAAGGGUCAUGGCAUUUACCAGAGGGGUCUAUCUGGUUAUGGUCUGGGAAAUGGAGUUCCUGUCCUUGGUUCAUCCGGCUUCACCAGCAAAGACAGCGUCGGAGCGAUGACUGGUCGAGGUCCUACUGUCAGGAGACUGAGAAGGAUCAGAUUGCCUGGCAGUCUUCCUCAGCCUCUGCACAGAAGCAUGAAUGUCAAACAGUUUGUUCAAGGUAACCCUGUUCUUAGACAUAUGACAAAACCAAAUCAGGUCCAGUUAGAAUAAGUCGGUGAGCUAAAGAGGUCUGACACAUAGCUUGGCUGUCUUGUCAAAUAGUGUCCCCGUGAGGAGUGCUUAAAGUUAACAGGCAAGCAUUUUGUGACAGAAAAACAUGAUUUCAGAGACUAUUGGUCUGUAACCUUUACUCAAAGAAGCAAUAUUGCAACUUAUCUCUGUACAACUUCUUGCAUUGCCACUUCCACACCUGUAGCACUAAAACAAGUUGCAUCAUACAAUAAACACAAAAUUACAGAUAAUAA